This is a messenger RNA of Papilio xuthus (Asian swallowtail), 1262 nucleotides long. Its product is annotated as chondroitin proteoglycan 1-like. Gene Ontology annotation, molecular function: chitin binding. The transcript is spliced from 4 exons. The record is from RefSeq and is a predicted model, not a curated record. Gene Ontology annotation, cellular component: extracellular region. The coding region runs from base 73 to 1086 and encodes 337 amino acids. NCBI's taxonomy places the organism in Eukaryota, Metazoa, Arthropoda, Insecta, Lepidoptera, Papilionidae.
UUAACUUAACACACACUUAGCGCUCUGAAAUACUGCUGAAACAUAGUGAUACUAUUUAUUUUCUUUUAAAUCAUGUUGAAAGAGACACUUUUUAUUUUGUUUUUUGCUUUAUGUACACGAGUUAACUCAGAAGUGAACUUGGAUAAGAAACAUUCGUAUACAAAUAAACCCGAAAAUUACAAUAACCACUCACCACUCUUAACAGUGGAAACUGGCAACCCAAUACAUCUUACAAUGCAAGAACAGAAUAACAACUUUUACCUAAUUCCCAUUUUAAAACCAAAAUUAAAUGUCCAAACAGUAGACAUACACCAAUACGACCCUGACACAAAUAUACUCAAAACAAUUAUUAUAGUCCCACCGAAAAAUAAAAAACCUUGCGAUCGUAACUCCAGUAUUUCACAACCGCCUAAUGACACAGAAAAACCAACAACACGGCCAUGCGAUAAUAAUACAACAACAGAAAAACUUACAACCACAAUCAAGACUACCACAAUAAAACCCUGUGAAUUAACAACCAAGAACACAGCAACAACACCAUCAAAUAAAAUAACAACUCCGGCCACAAAGUUAACGCCGAAUCCAAAUGAAAUAACAGAAGAUCCAAAUGAGGUAACAUCAAAUCCAAAUGAGGAAGGAAGUACUGCACCGUUUGAGAGAACGACUCCAAUAAUAGGAGAUCCUGAUGGCUCCACGAAAUGCUUAAAAGAUGGUGUCUACCGUGCCAAUGAUGUUACCUGUGACCAAUACUAUGUGUGUAUUCAUGGAAUAGAAUAUUUAAUGGACUGCCCAUAUGGACUUGUAUUUAAUAAAAAGUUAAAAAUUUGUGAUUGGCUCGAAAACGUCUCGGAUUGUAAACCUCCAGCAUUCAAAGAUGUCGCCUGCCCUGAUGAAGGUUAUGGGAUUGAUGGCAAUUUGAUAUUGCAAUUCAGAUACCGAGACAGCUGCAGUCAAUUCAUCGCUUGUCAUAAACGAAAGGCCCGUCUUCUUACUUGUGAGCAAGGAUAUUACUUCCACGAAGAAUCUAGUAAAUGCAUGAACUUUAGAAGCAACAGUAACUGUAGAGAUGUGUGGUACUCGUAUUAAGUUCAAAGAGAUUUUGUGUAAAAUAAACUACAUUCGGACUUAACAAUUACUUAAUGUAAUAGUGAAAAUCAAUACUGCAAACAAAGAAAAAAUAGAUUAAGUUAAAUGAAUAAUUUUCCAUUUUAGUGUUUUUCUGUCUGUGUGUCUUAAUAAUAUCGCAUACCUAUUACAAAUUA